CUUCAACUUGAGCUCGAGGCCGAAGACUUCGAGCAGGUGAACGCGGAUGAGGAGCUUGCCAUCGCCUGUCAAGUGGCCGAGGACGAGGCCCAGAAGGAGGGCCUGAAGGUAACUGUAGCUAUCCCUCCCCCUCGGUGUGGUACUGAAGCUGGGAGCUCCCGGCCUAUAGACGCUGUACCCCUCAGUGUGGCCCCAGGACAGAAGAGAAAGAAGGCGAGGGUGGCUUCGAAGAAGAAGCAAGCUGCCGUCGACGCUGGCCAGCCACUGGGACUCCCCGAGGGCUAUUCUUUCCUGAAUACGGCCGCCUUGGAGGUCAAGAAUAAAGCUACCCGAGGGGAGAUGAUGGCGGUGCAAUUUUUGGUAGGGCCUUCGGCGCAAGUGGUAGAGCCAAAGCCGGAUGACGUGCUCCUUCGUGCCCCCGACGGCUGCUUUGCCGUGCAUCUGCUUUCGGUGGAGCUGGGUCUCAGGUUCCCCCUUCAUCCUUUUGUGUUGGAGUACCUCCGUUUUGUAAAGCUAGCCCCCUGCCAGUUGACCCCGAACAGUCACUCAUAUCUGGCAGGGUUCCUGUCACUGUGCCUAAGCCGAAGGGUCCCCCCUACUCUGGAGCAAUUCUUCCUGUCAUUCAACUUAUGCCGGGGGGGCAUUCGAACGCCGGGGGCUAUGGUAAUCUGCAGCAACUCCCGAAGUUCAGGAUCUUUGAUGAGGCGCCUUCGUCUCACAAGGGCUGGAAAGACAAGUUUUGCUAUAUCCGGUUGGCCGAGAACCCCUUCUCGCUCCGCUUGGUGACAGGUUUCGGCGGCACCCGAAGGCAGAAGGGUAUGCCCUCGAAAAGAAUGGGCGGGUGUUGUCCAAGAAGUCGGAGGGUUCUGAUAAACAUGUGUCCAUCAAAGGUGCAACGCUCUCCAGUGAGUUGUACAAGCUUGGCUUCCGUCGGUACCGGCUGAUGGGGGAGAGGGAGGAAGGCUACCCCCUGAUUGACCGCGUAUAUGAGAGUGCUGAAGGUUGUUGUAAUGCCGAAGGCUUUAUUUCUCAUGCUUAGAAAAUUUUCUCCCCCCUUCAUAUUUUUUGCUUUGCUGUAAUAGUGAACUAACCCCUGUGUGCCUUCUUGUGUUUCAGGACCAGACAUGGACGCUCGGAACCUGGUCAAGCUGAAGCGGCAACUUGCUCGAGAGGAGCAGAAGAAGGAGGCCCCCGCACAGCAGAGGGCGGUCGAUGAGAUCUUCCCCAAGGCGGGAGCGGUCGAAGAGGCCAAGGAGGCGGGGCCCGUAUCGGAGGCCGCCGUCGGGGGCUCCCCCGGUCUGGAGCUGAAGAGAAAAAGGCAUGGGAAGGACCCGGCACAACCGGAGGGGAAGAAGAAGAAGAAGGGGGCCCCGGAGUCGAAGGAAGCCCCCGUUGUGGUCAUAGAAGAAUCUUCUCCUCCCAAGCCUUCGGGUCAGGCGACUGAUCUGACAUGGCCCCUGGACAAAGUCCAAUUUUCCAUUACGAAGGGGACUGCUAUCAUGCACGGGACCCUGAACCCGAAGGAGUUUUUGAGGGGUGCCACCCCUCCGACCGAUAAGUCCGUGCUCUCCCGUCAGGCUGACGAUGUCCUCUGCUCCAAGGUUCUGAUGGCCUCGAUUACGGCGAGCCUUGGCCUUGGCGAGCUGGUCCAGAGGAUAGAACAUCAUGACUCGGAGAAGAAGAAGGCCGCUGAAGCACUGGCCGAGGCCCGAAGGCAGCUCAAGGAGGCCGAGGACGCUCGCAAAGCUGAGCAAGAGGCUUUCAAAGACAUCCUCGAGGGCUCCAAGACGGUGGCCAGGGCCGAAGGUAAAGCAGAGGCGGAGAAGGCUGCGGCAGAUGCUGCCAAGAAAGCCGCAGAGGAUGCCGAGGAGGCCCGGAUCAAAGCUGUCGCCGAAGCCCGGGAGGAGGCUGUUGCUACUUUUGCCGAAGAGGGAUGGAAAGCCGAAGGUCGGCAAAAAUGGGUGGCUUCGGUGGUGGAAGCUUCGGUGGACGAAUGGGUGAAAGGCCCAGGCGCCAUGUGGUUGGCCCGAAAGGGGAAGGAAUAUUAUGACGGGAGUGAGUACUUUACUCAGGCCCUCGUAUAUCGAAGGCUGUCCCGGCAUUUUGGGGUGGACCCGAAGGCCUUUGAUCCGGCAUCCUAUGGCCUUCCUCCUCUUCAGCCAGACCCCAGGGUUCCCCUCCCUGAAGGUGUUGCGAGGCCUGACUUGGAAGACUCCCUGCUGAUGGCCGAGGGCAGUGACGACGAGGAGGAGAUUGGUGAUGAUGCCGUGUCCAAGCCUGCAGUAGAGGACGCCUCCGGGAAUGCCGUCGAAAUUGUUGAGUAAUUUUGUACUUAGGAAUGUGUGAACAUAUCUUGUAAUGAACAAUAUUUAUCCUUCGGCUUCGGCCUGUUUGUAAUUUUACACUCACUCCGUUUUUGAUGAAUGCAUGCUGCCUCCGGACUCUUCAUAUUUGAAUGCGCCUUAUGUUUU
Cuscuta europaea is the source of this 2471-nucleotide messenger RNA. NCBI's taxonomy places the organism in Eukaryota, Viridiplantae, Streptophyta, Magnoliopsida, Solanales, Convolvulaceae. The record is from the annotation of a GenBank genome assembly.